Messenger RNA from Tilletiopsis washingtonensis, 498 nucleotides. RefSeq names its product ribosomal protein L12. Gene Ontology annotation, molecular function: large ribosomal subunit rRNA binding; structural constituent of ribosome. Gene Ontology annotation, cellular component: ribosome; cytosolic large ribosomal subunit. NCBI's taxonomy places the organism in Eukaryota, Fungi, Basidiomycota, Exobasidiomycetes, Entylomatales. Gene Ontology annotation, biological process: translation. The transcript is spliced from 4 exons. The coding region runs from base 1 to 498 and encodes 165 amino acids. The record is from RefSeq and is a predicted model, not a curated record.
AUGGCGCCCAAGAUCGACCCCAACGAAGUCAAGAUCAUCUACCUCCGCGCCGUCGGUGGUGAGGUCGGUGCCUCGUCGGCACUGGCCCCGAAGAUCGGCCCGCUUGGUCUCUCGCCCAAGAAGGUCGGCGAGGACAUCGCCAAGGCUUCGGGAGAGUGGAAGGGCCUGCGCGUCACUGUGCAGCUCACGGUCCAGAACCGUCAGGCUGCCGUGACGAUCGUGCCCGCUGCCAGCUCGCUGGUCAUCCGCGCGCUCAAGGAGCCGCCGCGUGACCGCAAGAAGCAGAAGAACAUCGCGCACUCCGGCAACAUCCCCUUCGACGAGAUUGUUGAGAUUGCCCGCACCAUGCGGUACAAGUCGCUCGCCAAGGAGCUGUCGGGCACGGUCAAGGAGAUCCUCGGCACGUGCCAGAGCGUCGGCUGCACCGUUGACGGCCAGCCCGCCCACGACAUCAUCGACGGCAUCAACGAGGGCGAGAUCGAGGUGCCUUCCGAGUAA